AUGGGAUCAAAGAGAACGAAUGAAGACUUCAAACUUGUUUAUAAUGUAGAUGAUGAUACAGAGGAGGAAGAGAAUGAUGACACCGAGGAUGAGGAGGCAGUAGCAAAGAAACAGAGAUACCAAGCAUCCCCUUUAAUAAUUGCUUCAUCAUCAAGACUGAAACCAAAGGCUCAAUAUAAUAGUAAUAAUAAUAAUAAUAAUAAUGGUCAUCAUCUAAACACCUACGUUAAACAAACAAACACUGUUACAACAAUCAUUGAUGUCCAAGACCUAGACGAUGACGACACAGAGAAUGAGUCGGGUCCUCCUCCGCCAAAGACAGGCAAGCCAUUAAACCAUCAACAACAUCGACCGCAACAACAACAACAACAACCUCAACAACAACCUCAACAACAAGAGUUCGACUUUGACUUUGACGACUAUGAAGGUCCGGACCAAGAGGAGGACGAGUCUUUAAAACUGGCACUGGCACUAUCAAUGGAUCCUGCAAAUGAUCACCUUCCAAAGAAGUCAUCUACAUCGACAACAUCAACGACAUCAACAACGAAAACAUCGUCAUCAUCUUCAUUAUCCACAUACAAUGGAGACGAAUACAUUCCAAGACCAAACUCCAAUUACAAACUGAAACCUCCAUCGCAGCAGCCAUUACAACAGACGAUAUCGCCAAUCAUUGUUCCAUCAUCUCUUACGCCAAGCAAGGUUAGCAACACUGGUCAUACAUUCUAUUUGAACCAAUUACCGACCAAUCAGAACGAUUCAUUCAUCAACAUAUUCAACAUAUUCGGUCCACCAAACAUGAAGUCAGCUCUUAUAUGUGGAUUCUCAAUGGAGGACAAAUGGAUAUUGUCACAACUUUACUUGUGUCAGGGUAAAGUUGUACCGACAACAUUGAUCAAACAUUGGGUCAAGCCGUCCAAAGAGGGCAAGUUCAUGGUAAACGAGAACCUUAUGAUAAUCCAUCCACCAUUGUCCAAUACUGGAUUUGGAUGUAUGCAUUCAAAGUUGAUGUUACUCGUAUAUCCUGACUACAUCAGAGUCGUCAUUCCAUCGGCAAACCCAACAAACUAUGACUAUGAUGACAUUGGACAAACCGUUUGGUUGCAGGACUUUAAACAACCUGCUGAAGGAACUUCCCCAACAUGUGAGUUCAAAGCGACACUGAAGCGAUUUGUACAAAGCAUGGGCAUGUCUUGCCAGUUCCUGGACAAGUAUGAUUUCUCAACGGCCAGAGCGACACUCAUCGUCUCUGCUCCAGGCUACCACAGUGGCACAUCAUUAUCAUCAUAUGGCCACAUGCAGCUUCGUUCAGUGCUUCAAAGGUACUACCAGGAGAAGGAGAAGGACCUGGAACAAGGUGCCAAGCGACCUUCUCACGAGGUACACUAUCAAUGCUCUUCACUUGGACUUGUCAAUGAUAAGUGGAGCGGGCAAUUCUUGGAGAGCUGUCAUGUUGGCAGUGUGGCCAAUCAGCCGCAAUCGGCCAGUCUAAACAUAUUGUUUCCAUCAUACACUUGGGUUCGACAGAAGAAGGAGCGUCUGGAGAACAGUGGCAUCAUCUUCUUAACAAAGAACAACUAUGAGAAUGAGUCCUUCCCUAGAUCAUCAUUCCGAACAAUCAGUCAUCGAUACAAACAUCGCGAGAACCUUGUACUCCACAGCAAGAUAUUGAUUGGCACAUCAAACCACCAAGGUCAAUCAAAGAAACGAUUCGAUUGGAUAUAUGUUGGAAGUCAUAACUUCUCCCCUGCCGCAUGGGGAAGAUUGCAAAAGAAUGACUCGCAACUUUAUAUUGCCAACUUUGAGAUUGGCGUAGUGUUGUUCAAUGAUGGCAAGUAUACGGAUGUAGAUAGUCUGCCAGCAUGGCGUGCACACAUCCCAUUCGAUGUACCAGCGGCGCCAUUUCAGAAGGAUGAAAAGCCAUUCAUACAAGAGAUGUUCAUUGCAUCACAUAGUGGAGUCACAACUAAACGUAGCAAAAGUUGA
Acytostelium subglobosum LB1 is the source of this 1983-nucleotide messenger RNA. RefSeq lists its product as hypothetical. Gene Ontology annotation, molecular function: 3'-tyrosyl-DNA phosphodiesterase activity; single-stranded DNA binding; double-stranded DNA binding. The transcript is spliced from 4 exons. Gene Ontology annotation, cellular component: nucleus. Bases 1 to 1983 code for a protein of 660 amino acids. The record is from RefSeq and is a predicted model, not a curated record. Lineage: Eukaryota; Evosea; Eumycetozoa; Acytosteliales; Acytosteliaceae. Gene Ontology annotation, biological process: double-strand break repair; single strand break repair.